UCUCCGAUCUCUGUUGACACCGGCCAUUCAGCAGAUCCCCACAGAGCAGCCUCGACUGACGGAUUCACAGACCCCAGCUCCCCUCAGUUCCUGUUUCCGCCGCAGCCGUCCUACUCAGUUUUGUGGAGCAACACGUCUCGGCUGUCUGCUGCUUCAGGACCCAGCCUCCGCAGCUCGGGUCGGGUGCCUCUGGAAGCCGGCGUAUCAAGUCAAGGAUGCAACUUGAAUAAAACAUAUCCUGUGGGAGUGGAAGGACACAGAAAGGUGGUGUUGGACGACCUUGUCAACAGGGAUCUGGGUGGAGGAGAGAAGAUACCAAUCAGGCUGUGAAAACUCAGACUUUUGAGCAUAUUAGCCAAUCAUGCUUUAGCACAGAGGAGAGGCUGGUUUAUUGGCGGAGAAACACCCACUGUAUUUUUACCAAACACUCCUUGGUCAUAAACAGACACAUUUCCCAUCUGUCAUUUCCCAUACCUGCCGAGAUGUCAAUGCCACUGUGGCAUUUGUGGUGACAGAGCACAAAGUGCGUGUGCGCAUCCGGCUGGGAGGCCGGCGGGUCGGUGGGUGUACAGGCACACCUAGAGGCAUUUUUGGGUCGCGUUGCUGAAACAUGCGGCCCUGGGCGGGUUCAUGGCGUUGGAUUACCCUGGUGCUUUUGGCCUGGGGAACACUCCUCUUCUACAUUGGUGGUCACUUGGUGAGGGACAGCGAGCAUCCGGAGCGGUCCAGCCGGGAGCUCUCCAAGAUCUUGGCCAAGUUGGAGCGACUCAAGCAGCAGAACGAGGACCUGCGGCGCAUGGCCGAAUCGCUCAGGAUACCAGAGGGUCAAGCCGAUGCCGGGUCCUUGGCAGCAGGAAGGCUGCGCUCCCUGGAGGACCAACUAACCAGAGCCAAACAGAAGAUCCACAGCUUCCAGAAACUUACUGGAGAUGGUCCCGGGCCCACUCAGGAGGAGCUGCGGCGGAGGGUGGAGAAUGGGGUUAAGGAGUUCUGGUACUUUGUCCGCAGCGAGGUGAAGAAACUGGCCAAUGUUGAGCCCAGCGAGAGGCAGAAGUACGCUGACACACUCCUGCAGGACCUGGGACACCAGGAGAGGUCCAUCAUGACAGACUUGUACUACCUCAGCCAGGCAGAUGGAAUUGGUGAAUGGAGAAUGAAGGAGGCUAAAGACCUGUCGGAUCUAGUCCAAAACAGAAUCACCUAUCUACAGAACCCCCCAGACUGCAGUAAGGCGAGAAAGCUGGUGUGUAACAUCAAUAAGGGCUGUGGUUACGGAUGCCAGCUCCACCAUGUCGUCUACUGCUUCAUGAUCGCUUAUGGCACCCAGCGCACGCUCAUUCUGGAGUCUCACAACUGGCGCUAUGCUCCCGGCGGCUGGGAAACAGUCUUUCUGCCCGUCAGUAACACCUGCACUGACCGCUCUGGGGCCACCACUGGACACUGGUCAGGUGAGGCCCAUGAUAAGGACGUCCAAGUUGUGGAGCUGCCCAUAGUGGACAGUCUCCACCCUCGCCCUCCAUACCUGCCCCUUGCGAUCCCCGAGGACCUGGCCCCACGCUUGCAGCGUCUGCACGGCGACCCGUCCGUAUGGUGGGUGUCCCAAUUUGUCAAGUACCUGGUGCGUCCUCAGGCGUGGCUUGAGAAGGAGAUCCAGCAGACCACUGCCAAGCUGGGCUUCAAACACCCCAUAAUUGGAGUCCAUGUGAGGAGGACAGAUAAAGUGGGGACUGAGGCAGCCUUCCACCCCAUAGAGGAGUACAUGCUGCAUGUGGAGGAGCAGUUCCAACAUCUGGCCAGGCGUGUUCAUGUCGACAAGAAACGGGUUUACCUAGCUACCGAUGACCCAUCUUUGCUGCAAGAAGCUAAGACCAAGUACCCAGACUAUGAGUUCAUUAGCGACAACUCCAUCUCGUGGUCGGCCGGCCUCCACAACCGCUACACCGAGAACUCACUUAGAGGAGUCAUUCUUGACAUCCACUUCCUCUCCCAAACCGACUUCUUGGUCUGCACUUUCUCUUCGCAGGUCUGCCGUGUGGCUUAUGAGAUUAUGCAGACACUGCAUCCAGAUGCCUCCUCCUUCUUCUACUCUCUGGAUGACAUCUACUACUUCGGAGGUCAAAACGCCCACAAUCAGAUUGCCGUCUACCCCCACCAGCCCCGCAAUAGCGAGGACAUUCCCCUGGAGCCCGGCGACGUGAUCGGCGUGGCCGGGAACCACUGGGACGGCUACUCCAAAGGCAUCAACCGCAAACUGGGCCGCACCGGCCUCUACCCUUCCUACAAGGUCAGAGAGAAAAUCGAGACCGUGAAGUACCCGACGUACCCCGAGGCAGACAAACUGCUCAACUCUCAAAAUAAGUAAAAGAAGAAAUGAUCGAAAAAAAAUUAAGAGAAGGAGUGAGGAAAAAAAACAUGUAGUCUCCGAUUCCAGAGAAGGAGGCUGCUUUUGUACAGAAGAGAGAGGCGUACUUAGUGCGCUAAGCUGAGAAGAAAAGAGGAAGCCUGUACCCAGGGGUGAUAGGAAUGCGAAUGCACUCUGUGUGUUAAUGCGUGAGCGUGAAUGUGUGUGUAUGUGGGAGAGAACGCGUGUGCGCACUUGUGUAAAUGCCUGUGCAUAUGUCAGGUCAUGGAAGACUUGCACCCUACCACUACUCCCCCGCCUGACGUUCUGAUAUCGGGUCCGUAGACAUUUAGACGUGAACAUUGAUUUUAAAUAAAGCAAGAAAACAAUUAAAAAUCUACACAACCGACCGAGCUGUCUCUCUCCCGAGACGGCGCCGGGACUACUGUAGAGUGAGCUUCGAAUCAAUGACUGAGGAGAAAAAAAAUGACAAACUGGAAAAGAAGUGUUUUGAUUUUUUUUUUUUUUAAUUUAAUUAUUUUCAGUGGUUUUGAUUCUAAUCUUGCCUUUUUUUGUUGUUCGUUUUCUCUUGUUUUUGUUUACUGAAUGUACUGGACCCUCUUCUCGCCACGCUCACCGCACCUACACCCCCCUCGAUCCCCUUCCUCCUUUACCCCUCUUACUGUGCUUCCUCCAUCUCGUCUCUUCACGUGCAAUUAAUUUUACAAUACCAUGUUGUGCUUUUAUCAAGUGUCUUUUUAAGGUCUUAAUUUUGUAUGUAUGGGGCUUGUGCAUUGUAUACUGUACUGUGUCCGUGUGUGUGUUGAAAGAGAGGAUGAAUGGGUGCGAUCAAAGUGUGCCUGUGUGUGCUGUUUAAAUCUAAGGGGCCAUGUCAUGACCAGGUGCCUGGUUACUGGUGAGCAGUUUUGGGGGGUUUUUUUGUUGUUUUUUUUAUUUCUUCCUUCCCCGAAUGAAUGUUUGUGCAGUUGAGACUGGCAGCGACAGUGGGGACUGUCCUCAUCCCCUCAGAACAACGGGGAACGCCAGUCACUCCGCCGGUAACGAACAAUGGUAAAAUUAUGUGGAGUGUGGUGAACUCACAGUGCACGCGCACAGACACCCACGCAGACACAAGAGCCGUCCCGGGGCUCACCAAACGAAGCACUCCACUGAGAAAAUGUCCUUUUCGGCAUCUUUGCUGUUUCUUCUGUCCAUCUGUUUUUCUUUUUGUUUGUUGUUUGUUUUUUAAAAUUUUAACAUUGCUAUUUUAAAAUAAAUGAGGAAAAUAUGCCUAUGUUGAAAAUAAUAAUGAUAUGUCAUAUCAAAAUUCCCCAUCAUGAAGGCUUUUUUGUUUUUCAUAACUUAUGUUCUUGGGCAUUGUCUUUGAUAACCACAGAUCGAAUAAACUUGAGAAACCAACACUGCA
This is a messenger RNA of Haplochromis burtoni (Burton's mouthbrooder), 3767 nucleotides long. RefSeq names its product fucosyltransferase 8b (alpha (1,6) fucosyltransferase) (gene fut8b). Lineage: Eukaryota; Metazoa; Chordata; Actinopteri; Cichliformes; Cichlidae. The transcript has 10 exons. The record is from RefSeq and is a predicted model, not a curated record. Gene Ontology annotation, biological process: protein N-linked glycosylation. The coding region runs from base 611 to 2362 and encodes 583 amino acids. Gene Ontology annotation, molecular function: glycoprotein 6-alpha-L-fucosyltransferase activity; protein binding. Gene Ontology annotation, cellular component: Golgi cisterna membrane.